Aspergillus nidulans FGSC A4 is the source of this 3522-nucleotide messenger RNA. RefSeq names its product protein prp5. Bases 1 to 3522 code for a protein of 1173 amino acids. The record is from RefSeq and is a predicted model, not a curated record. The transcript is spliced from 5 exons. Gene Ontology annotation, cellular component: nucleus. Gene Ontology annotation, molecular function: nucleic acid binding; ATP hydrolysis activity; ATP binding. Lineage: Eukaryota; Fungi; Ascomycota; Eurotiomycetes; Eurotiales; Aspergillaceae.
AUGGCUCGCCAUGGGGAUACUCGCUCACCAUCGCCUGUAGGCAGCACAUAUUCAUCAUCACGACGCAGUCGCAGAGAUGAUGACCGCUAUGAGCGGAAGCGAGACGAUGGCCGGAGUUACCGCAGGUCUCGUAGUCCUGAGCGGCGAUAUCGUGAACGAGACCGUGACCGCGAUUCAUACCGAAGACGUGACCACUCUGUAGACAGACGCGACAGUCACCGCGACGAAGACAACUAUAGACGACGAGACCGCUCCCGAGAUCGCCGCCGCUCAAGAGAUAGAGAUCACGACCGCGACUAUCGCCGAAGGAGCCGCAGCCGUGAUAGAGAUUACCGGAGCAGGCGAGAUGACUCCCGCGAUAGGGUCCGAAGACGGACAGACGAUUCUGCUGACUUGAAGCGCAAGUCUAGACGGGACGAUAGCCGAGAUCGGACCAGGGGCGCAGAGCCAAAGUCUCGCGAGGCCUCGACACCUGCGAUCCCCACUCGCACUGGGCCUACGGAUGACGAAAAAAGAGCUGAGCGACUGGCGAAGCUCGAAGCAUGGAAGCAGAAGCAAGCUGCUGAGAAAGAACGAAAGCAGAAAGAAGCUGAAGCUUCUGGGGGACCAAGAAAUAUCUUGGAAGAGAUUGAUAGAAAGUCUGGAUUAUCCCCAGCCGUUAGUUCACCCCAGUCUCCUGCCACGCAAGGCGUUGAUGCCGCCCCAGCUGCAUAUGCUGGAAAAUUCGAUCCGAAGGCCAUCGCAAAGAAUGCUGCUCAGACCCCGGCUGCUCCUUCAGUCCUGGGGAAUGAUGUGGCUGUUCCGUCCUCUGCCAAAACUUCGAAUGCCCAGACAGCCAGGGUGCAAGCCAGCAAAGCUUCAGGCAACGCCCCCUCUCCAGCCGUCUUGAAAGCAAAAGGCAAUGUAGGAAGCUUCGGACUUGGCACCAAGCAAGUAGCGGAUAAUGAGAAGUCCAUCGCCACUAAGACGCUAGGAUUCGGUGAAGAGGAAUCAACUCGAAGAAAGCUCGAACGCCUGCCAACACCGCCGCUAGAUGAUGCGGACGCCAGUAAAACAGCAGAAACGAAUGCGGAUGAUGACGACGAUGUUGAUAUGCAAGAUGGGGAGACCGAAGAGGAUGCUGCCGCUGCUGCUCGUGUAGCCGCUGAACGGCGAGAAGAACGUCUACAGAACGAAUCUCUUACUAAGACAACCAACGGCAACACGACGGCGAAAGCAGAAGAAGCUGAUAAGAUGGAAGUCGACGCUCAGGAGGAAGAGCUUGAUCCAUUGGACGCAUUCAUGUCUGAACUUGCCGAGUCUGCUCCGCCGAAAAAGAAAGCUGGUGCCAAGUUCUCCAAGGCACAAGAACCUGAAGCUAUCUUUGGCGAUGAGCAUGAUGUGAGCAUGACUGCUGUCGGUGAAGGUGAUGCGGAAGACUUCCUUGCCAUUGCCAGUAAGGCUAAGAAAAAGAAAGACAUUCCGACUGUUGACCACAAUAAGGUGGAGUAUGAACCGUUCCGACGGAAGUUCUAUACCGAACCCUCCGACUUGGCUCAGAUGUCUGAAGAAGAAGCGGCUAAUCUGCGGCUUGAACUUGAUGGCAUCAAAGUCCGUGGGUUGGAUGUUCCUAAACCUGUACAGAAAUGGUCUCAGUGCGGCCUAGGGAUACAGACGCUGGACGUCAUUGACAAGCUUGGCUUUGCCAGUUUAACUUCUAUUCAAGCCCAAGCGAUCCCAGCCAUUAUGUCCGGUCGUGAUGUGAUUGGUGUGGCCAAGACAGGAUCCGGGAAAACAAUGGCGUUCUUGAUACCCAUGUUUCGGCAUAUCAAAGACCAGCGGCCGCUGGAAAAUAUGGAAGGCCCGAUAGGUUUAAUUAUGACGCCUACCCGAGAGUUGGCGACACAGAUUCAUAAGGACUGCAAACCAUUCUUGAAAGCUUUGAAUCUACGAGCUGUUUGUGCUUACGGAGGUGCUCCCAUCAAGGAUCAAAUCGCCGAAUUGAAACGCGGAGCGGAAAUCAUUGUAUGCACACCGGGACGGAUGAUUGAUCUUUUGGCAGCGAACGCUGGGCGAGUUACGAACCUGCGCCGGGUCACUUACGUUGUUUUGGAUGAGGCUGACCGUAUGUUCGACAUGGGAUUUGAGCCUCAGGUCAUGAAAAUUCUGAGCAAUGUGCGUCCAGACCGACAGACUGUGCUGUUCUCCGCUACCUUCCCGCGAAACAUGGAAGCGUUGGCUCGCAAGACUCUAACCAAGCCCAUCGAAAUCGUCGUGGGCGGUAGGAGUGUCGUUGCGCCUGAGAUUACGCAGAUUGUCGAAGUUUGUAACGAAGAGAAGAAAUUCGUCCGCCUACUAGAAUUACUAGGUAACCUGUAUUCUACGGACGAGAAUGAAGACGCGCGGUCGUUGAUUUUCGUCGAUCGCCAGGAAGCGGCCGACACUCUUCUCCGAGAGUUGAUGCGUAAAGGUUACCCUUGCAUGUCUAUUCACGGCGGGAAGGACCAAAUUGACCGUGAUUCUACCAUCGAAGAUUUCAAGGCUGGCAUCUUUCCCGUGCUGAUUGCGACCUCUGUAGCUGCACGUGGCUUGGAUGUCAAACAGCUGAAGCUUGUCGUCAACUACGAUGCGCCGAACCAUUUGGAGGAUUAUGUUCACCGUGCUGGACGUACUGGUCGUGCAGGGAACACGGGAACCGCAGUCACUUUCCUUACGGAGGACCAGGAACGGUAUUCGGUCGAUAUUGCUAAAGCGCUCAAGCAAAGUGGACAAGAAGUCCCAGAAGCCGUACAAAAACUUGUUGACUCGUUCUUGGAGAAAGUAAAAGCCGGUAAAGAGAAGGCCAGCAACUCUGGCUUCGGUGGAAAGGGUCUGGAGCGAUUGGAUCAAGAACGUGAUGCGGCUCGGAUGCGCGAGCGUCGCACAUACAAAACCGGAGAAGAGGGCGAAGAUGAGGAAGAGAAGGAUGAAAAGAAGAACGAACAGGCCGAAGAGCAAUUCAACAAGGUUCUCUCGGCUGUCCAGUCUACCUCUGCGCAGCUACCCGGCGUUCCAAAAGGCAUCGAUCUGGAUGGCAAGAUCACAGUUCACAAGAGAGAAGUUGAUCCGAAUGCUCCUAACAAUCCUCUUGAUAAGGUUGGCUCGGCUGUUGCAGAUAUCCACGCACGGCUCAGCCGUGCUGGAGUCAUGCGAUCAGGCGUGCCUAUUGACAAUCGCGGUCCUGAUGCCGGUGCGUUCCAUGCGACACUGGAGAUCAACGACUUUCCUCAGAAAGCUCGAUGGGCGGUCACAAACCGCACGAACGUGGCCAAGAUCCUCGAAGCUACCGGCACGUCUAUUACGACAAAGGGCAGUUUCUAUCCCGCCGGUAAAGAGCCCGGUCCGGGAGAGAACCCAAAGCUGUACAUUUUGGUGGAAGGUGAAACCGAGCUGUCUGUGACGAAUGCGAUGCGGGAGUUGAUGCGCUUGUUGAAGGAGGGCACGAUUGCCGCGGUGGACAGCGAGUCUCGGGCUCCGGCAUCAGGCCGAUACAGUGUGGUAUAG